GGAAGAGAUCACGUUCACAGGUAGCUCCGGUUGAUGGAGCUCUCGUGUUGAUUGAAUUUUUGAUGAAGUCUGAAAUCUGUGUUAUUGUAUUUUAAUUUGUGGCGUACCGGAAAGUGUCAAGGUUUGUUUAGGUGUUGUGUGGUGCCAAAAAGUUAGAAUUGUUGAAGAAAUUUUAUUGUGUCAUUUUCGACAAACCUACUAACAAAAGAUACAAACAAUGGAAGGUUUAACCAAGGACACCAAGGAAAUCAUACUGAUUACAGGAGGCGCCGGAUUUCUCGGACAGCACCUGAUCAAAACUCUGCAGGAACGUGAUUCCAAAGUGAGCGAAAUUCGCGUCGUCGAUCUGAAACUAUACGAAAAUUUCUUAGGCCAUACUGACAGCCACAAAGUCGUAUCAUACGUGGGAGAUAUCUGCCAACCGAGCCAGAUUGAGGCCGCCUUCGAGGGCGUCGAUUGUGUGUUCCACAUGGCAGCCUACAUCAACUUUGACUUCCCGCCCAACUACAAGGAACUGCAGCGGGUCAACGUCGACGGAACGCAGGUAGUGAUCGAUUUGUGCCGAAAGUACAACGUCCCACGGCUUGUCUUCACCAGUGAUUGUCUGAUUCAUAUGACGCCGUACCUGGGCAGAGCCAAUUUCACCAUCGUAUGCAAUCAGACCGAACCAAAAACAAAAAUUCCCAGCAAAGACAGUGAGUUCCAAAUUCCCGGCUACGCACCGUCCAAACUGAAGGCAGAGACGCUAGUAUUGGAAGCUAAUGACACACCGCUGGCGAAUGGAGCAAAGCUGAAAACGAUUGCGAUUCGACCACCGGUGAUAUUCGGCGAGGGUGACCAGCGAUUCGUGCCGACACUGAUCCGGGUAGCGAUGCGAUUUGGAGGUGAAAUUCCAAAAAUUGCCGGCCCUGGCGGAAAACAGCAGCUGCUGUAUGCGGGCAAUGCGGCCUGGGCUCACUACCGUGCCAAAGAAGCACUGGCCAGCCAGCCGAAGGACAUCGCCGGUUACCCGGUGUUCGUGACGGACGAAUCCGGUAUCGAGGACACCACCCGCUUCUGUCAACGCUUAUCCCGGGCUAAUGAAACACUCAAACUCCGACCGUCCUGGUAUCAAAUUCCACUGUUUCUGUCCUUCUUCCUGGCCUUCCUGCUGGAGCUGCUGAUUAAAGCGUUUAAUCCGAUUGUGAAAAUUAAACUGAGCUUUCCUCCGUGCGGGCUGCUCUCGUACUUGUCAUCGAUUCUGCUGUACAAUCGGAUCCGAGCGUCUAUCUAUCUGGAUUAUGAACCUAUCUACAGCGAGGAGAAGGCAGUGUCCAACUCUGCCCUUUGGUACGAGAAAUGGUAUCAGGACUACUGUCAGCAGCAUAAUCUAAAGAAGUUGAAAGUCAAAUAAACAGACUUACCAGAUCUCGCGCCGGCUACUAAUAGAGGGCCAAAUCCAUAGUAAAAUAUCUUUUCGCAUAUUUUCUAGCCAACCGGCUAGACGGGCUUACGCUUUCCCUCCUAAUACACCUAUAAAUAUACAUAUAGUCGCAUUUUAGUGCAUCAGUAUUGGCGAAAGGUGAAAAUAAAUACUCCAACUUUUUGGGGAAGAAUA
Molecule: messenger RNA, 1597 nt
Organism: Malaya genurostris
Lineage: Eukaryota; Metazoa; Arthropoda; Insecta; Diptera; Culicidae
Product: 3 beta-hydroxysteroid dehydrogenase/Delta 5-->4-isomerase
Exons: 5
Coding region: 218-1393 (391 amino acids)
Biological process (GO): steroid biosynthetic process
Molecular function (GO): 3-beta-hydroxy-Delta5-steroid dehydrogenase (NAD+) activity
Source: RefSeq, a predicted model, not a curated record